CACACACUUGCAGCAGCUGGAAGCUCGUCCCAGUCUCCGCUGCUUUCUUCAUUCCUUUCUCCGACUUCCCCUUUUGCCUUGCCAAGCCCUAUAAAUGGCGUGCCGGUCUCCCUCUCCCCCCGAAUCCCACCCAAGUUCACUCUCUCAUAUCUUUCUUUCUCGUAGAGAGUCGAGUGCUCUGCCGAUGGAGGUGGUGCUGCCGAUGCCGAGUCGCAGGAGCAACGUCAUGGCGGAGCAGCAGGAGGCGGAGCAGGAGGAGGAGGCGGGGCUCCGGCGUGGGCCGUGGACGGUGGACGAGGACCUGACGCUGAUCAACUACAUCGCGAAUCACGGCGAGGGUCGGUGGAACGCGCUGGCCCGCGCGGCUGGCCUGCGGCGCACGGGCAAGAGCUGCCGGCUGCGGUGGCUGAACUACCUCCGGCCCGACGUGAAGCGCGGCAACUUCACCGCCGACGAGCAGCUGCUCAUCCUCGACCUCCACUCCCGCUGGGGCAACCGGUGGUCGAAGAUCGCGCAGCACCUGCCGGGGCGGACGGACAACGAGAUCAAGAACUACUGGAGGACCAGGGUGCAGAAGCACGCCAAGCAGCUCAACUGCGAAGUCGGCAGCGCCACCUUCAAGGACGCCAUGAGGUACCUCUGGAUGCCACGACUCGUCGAGCGAAUCCACGCUGCCGCCUCGGUCACCGCCGGCGACGUGUCCUGCGCUCCAUCAGGGGCGGAGACGACCGCCGCAGCCGCCGUCAACAACAGCACCUCUCCCGCCAGCGCGGUCACCAGCAGCAGGUCGACGUCCUCGGGAUCGUUCACCUCGUCCGAGCUCUACGGCGAGGAGAAGGGCCAGCACGUCCAUGUCAGUGCCGGCGGCGGCGGCGGCGAGAAAACAGCUGACUGCGGCGAUCACUGGAUGCAGGACGUGGACCAGGAGUUCUGGGCCACGCAUAUGCAGAUCCAGCCCCACGAUGAACAUCAGUUCCAUGUCGACCAGGAGCUCAGCGGAUGGGUGCAGGGAUUCUCCGACGUCGGCGUUUCGGCUGAGAAUCUCUGGAGCCUUGAGGACAUCUGGAAGAUGCAAUGAGUUUUCCAAUUUAUAUUGAGGAGGGGAUUUUAUACAUAUAUACAUGUGUAUGAUAGGAUUAAUAGAGAUACAUACAUAUAUACAUCUCGAUCUAGUGCUAACUUUAACUGCUACUCAUGUAUGAAGUGCAAGGCAUCAAGCUUCUUUUUUGGAUCAUGUUUUAUUCUUUUGUGCC
This is a messenger RNA of Lolium rigidum, 1253 nucleotides long. Its product is annotated as transcription factor JAMYB-like. The record is from RefSeq and is a predicted model, not a curated record. Gene Ontology annotation, cellular component: nucleus. NCBI's taxonomy places the organism in Eukaryota, Viridiplantae, Streptophyta, Magnoliopsida, Poales, Poaceae. The transcript has 2 exons. Bases 95 to 1078 code for a protein of 327 amino acids. Gene Ontology annotation, molecular function: DNA-binding transcription factor activity; sequence-specific DNA binding. Gene Ontology annotation, biological process: regulation of DNA-templated transcription.